AUGAAUCCCUCUGUAUUGCCUGCUGGGCAAGAAUUGAAGAGCACCAACAGACCCAUCUACGGCGCUGACUCCAUACGCAUCAAUGACACCAUCUACAUCUAUGGCGGUUUCUACAAUGUGGCUCCGUGGAACAAGGAAGCCCUGUGGACACUGGAUAGCUCCCUCAGCAAGCUGACACAGAUAGAAACAGAUCCAUACGCCUCGCCGGCUGUGAUAUACCAUUCACUGCAAAGCCUGAAUGCAUCCACAUUGAUCUCAUUUGGCGGCCAUCUAAACGAGCACAACAUGACGCCUCCAGCAGAGCCAGAAUAUCUACGGUAUUACCAAUUCAGCUUUGAUCUGAGAAAAUGGACGCCACUCCAAAAGAAAAAUGCGACAAUAGAGACGCCCCUUGAGAGAUUCUGGCACACAACAAGCAAAUCAGAGAGUGGCAUUUAUCUCUAUGGCGGCAUGAAUAUGACUCAUGGUUUACAUGACGUUUGGCGAUACAAUGCAGAGAUGGAUGGCUGGACUAGACUAUCCGACCUAGAUGUGGCUAGAUGUGGACAUACUUCCACCAUGUUGGAUGAUGGUAAGAUGGUUGUUUUAGGCGGCUACGACUGUUCGAAUGCAUCGCUGUUGACACAAACUACAAAAAGCUUAAUUUCAUUAAAUAAUGCCGCUGUUUAUGACACGAAAACAGACGAAUGGUACCAGCAAACAUUGAAAGGAGACAUUCCACAAGCUAGAACUUUCCAUACAGCGGUAAAAUCAAGGGACAAUCGCAUUGUUAUUUGUGGAGGACAGAAUCAAGAGGCUGAGCCAUUUCAGUCCUAUCUGUCUGGAGAGCGCGCCUCUGACAUGAUGGCAAUACUCGACGUGAAUACAUGGGAGUGGCACAUUCCGGGCGCUUCGCCCUAUCAGCCCUUUCCGAGAUCGCAUGCCGUAGCCAAUAUUGUCAAUGAAACAAAAAUGAUUUAUGGAUUUGGCAUCAACUAUCACACUGUAUACGACGGCUUGUAUGUAUUUGAUUUGGACACCAAUCAAUGGCUGCCGCCUGCUGAUGUGUAUUAUAGUAUCCAUCAGCACUACUCUGUCGGUUUGAUUGUCGGAUUAUCGAUCUUUGGUGCAUUUGUCGGAUCAGCUUCGGUGGUGUUGCUGGGCUACUGGCUAACCAAACGACAUGGAUCAACUAUAAACAGUCUGUUUACAAGUACUAGACGGAAUAUAUGGAAUCCAAGCCCCAUCAUAGAUCAACAGUAUUACGAUCAUAAUUCUGAUUAUACGGUGGCAGCACCAGACAUCAGAUUCUGCUUUGACGGCUGGGUAAAUACGGCAAGUCCUGUGCUGCAAUGUGCUACUGACUUUGGAGAAUCAUGCAGCAAUUACUUGAUCAACAUCACUGAAAAUGUCAGAUCCAAUCUAAACUAUUACGGCACAAAGCUAUCCUGCCAGCUAUUCAGACCACUGAAACAGACAUUCAAACUGGGAAGAACGAACGAUCGCAUAGCGCACAGUGGCUCUUUUCUAAAAUUCUAUUACUAUGGUCAACCCAGUAACAACAGUAUAUUGCAUGUUGAAUUAUACCAUCCGGACCAUGAUGCGAAUCUUCCUGUAUACAAUAUCAGUGGAGAUUUUGAAUGGUAUAGCAUGGACGAAAAUGCCAAGUUUCAAUCCUCGGAGCAGAUGAAUCUCAAAACUGAAAACGUAUUUGAAGUGCAUCCCAGUUAUUCCACGCGCAUUGGAUAUGAGUUAUUGGAACGGCAAAAAAUGGAUGGCAGCGCUUGGAAUUACAUUGGCUUUGGCUCAACUCGCAUAUCUCAAUAUCAACUGAAGAGCAAUCAAAUGAGCGCUGAUAGUGAGACGACAUAUGGUACAAACCCGCAGCCUCUGGGCUCUCUGCAUGUGUAUCCUAUGCGCUACGAUGUUACUGUAAUGCGAGAACAACGAGCAUUUACUCUGGUAAAUGGAAUGGGUAUAGUCGGUGGUAUCUUUGGUCUUAUUGUCGGAUUUCAGGCGAGUUUGUUUGGCUAUCGACCUAGAUCACCGUGGGGUAUAUUGCAUCGCUGGUCCGUAGGUUUAAUGAGAAGGUCAUUGCUGCAAGGCCUAAGAGCUCGUUUUCCUACAACAGAUCAAGUCCAUAUUCCCAUUGUACAUCCAGUUCAUAGACGGUUCUCAGAAGCAUUAUUGUCAACCUCUCCUACUACUUCUUCAACUCCAAUAAGUGCAACAAGAAAACCUCAGUUGGCUCAUCGCACAACAAUAAUCGAAGAAAAAGAAGACGAUACUCUUACAAUCACUUCAAAGAAGGGUGACUUUUGUAUGGUUAGCGACGAAGACGAAGAUGAAGAAAAACGAAUGGCUCGUUUGGAGGAGAGACUACAUGUGUUUGAGCUGUUGUUUCAGGCUUAUUAUAUAGACGAUGAAGUGUUUAGAUCAUUACAAAAUGCUCAGAUAUAA
Mucor velutinosus is the source of this 2439-nucleotide messenger RNA. RefSeq lists its product as uncharacterized. NCBI's taxonomy places the organism in Eukaryota, Fungi, Mucoromycota, Mucoromycetes, Mucorales, Mucoraceae. The transcript is spliced from 7 exons. Gene Ontology annotation, molecular function: protein binding. The coding region runs from base 1 to 2439 and encodes 812 amino acids. The record is from RefSeq and is a predicted model, not a curated record.